Molecule: messenger RNA, 6138 nt
Organism: Cydia fagiglandana
Lineage: Eukaryota; Metazoa; Arthropoda; Insecta; Lepidoptera; Tortricidae
Gene: nahoda
Exons: 25
Coding region: 491-4852 (1453 amino acids)
Source: RefSeq, a predicted model, not a curated record
GACGAAAGGCGCGAACGCACAGCGCAUGCGCGUAGAAAGACGCCAUAUUGUGGAUGUUUUUGAAAAAAGAACGGUGUUUCUCGUGAACUAUCGAAAACUUUGACGUUUUGACUUUUUAAAUUAACUUUUUUUUUAAACUUCAGUGUGUGGUUUUGUGGUUGUUCUGCCAAGUGUAUUGGAAUUUACCACGUAGGUUCCGAAACGGGUUUCGAUCCCAUCGACUGGAUAUUUUGUAACUUGCAUAAUUUUCUGAUUGUUUACCUGCAUUAGAAGUAUUAGAACUGGUCUAGUGAGUUAUAAUUUACAUACCUAUUUGUUCGUGCCUUAUUGGAUUCCAAUUGGAAAGGUUCAUAUUGACAAGUGACAUUCAUAACAUCGUACGCUAAACGAUACCAAAUACCGACCAAAAUGACGUAGAAACCAAGUGAACGUGAACAAACCAUAACUUAGUGUGAACAAAAAUGAGUGACGUGUAGUGCAUAAAUCCAAGAUGGCGUCGUUAGUGACAUUGUUGUGUGUGUUGUGUGGCUUGGGGAAUGCGUGGGCGCACGUGGCCCUGACGUUCCCGCCGGCGAGGCGAUAUGAUCUGGACUUUUUGGAUAAUACGAGGACGAAGCCGCCAUGUGGGAUGCCGAAAGGCUCUUCGAAGACUUCAUUCCUCGCGGGCUCAACCUUCACAGUACAUUGGCACUUGGCCUACGCACACAGAGGAGGAUUUAGUUUACGAAUUUUGGACUACCUCGAAAGGCCCGUGUUGGAUUUGACUCCGAGAGCCGGCGGAUCCGAGUGGGUCAGAGAUGACGUUACAGCGCAGAAGUAUGAAGUACGACUGCCCGGCGACUUCACAUGCGAAAACUGCACAUUGCAACUCCAGAGGGAAGCGGGGGAAUGGGGAAGCGGUUACCGCUUCUGGUCCUGUGCUGACAUCGACAUAUUACCACGCAAAGAAUACCACGAAACCUGCUCCGGCCACGGCUUCCACAUCCUCGGUCGAUGCAAGUGCAACAAGAUGUACUCCGGCAGUCGCUGUCAGUUCAGCGACGAGUGUGCUGAGGAUACCGACUGCGGGCUGCGGGGGCAGUGCGUCGACGUGAGGGCCACGGAGUCGCCCAGCAAGAUGUGCUAUUGCCCCCACGGGUUCUACGGGAAAGGGUGUAACAAGAAAUCCCCCUGGAAGGACAAGAACCUGAACCUGGACCGGUACAGCCGCCGGGAGCUCUCUCCAGACUUCAACUUGUACUGGCGGGUCAUUCAACACGAACAAGAACUGGAAGUUGUCAUGAUCGUCAACGGAACAUCUUAUGCGGGAAUCGGUUGGAGGCCAAGCGGAUUGACUAAAGAAUGCAAAAAUUUCCCUGUCAUCGGACCCCCGCUAGCUGACAAGACAAGCACACCAAAGCCGGAGCCCCUACCAAAACCAGAACCCGAAGCGGAACCAGCCGCGUCCCCGGAACCGAGCCCAGAACCCAAAUCAGAACCCGAACCGAGCGCAGAACCGAAAGCGGAGCCGGAACCCACCGCCGAGCCGAAGGCAGAACCCGCACCAGAACCCACUUCAGAACCCGAACCGUCCGCAGAACCCACGGCGGAACCGGAGCCGGAAACUACGACAAAGUUAUCGGAAUAUGACAAUAGGAAUAAGAGAGUUGCUAUGCAUUCGUUGGAUGGAAUUGACUUUAAGAAUCUUGGAAAUGAUGUUCAAGUGAAGACUAGCGUCUCAUACAAAGUGUCAAGUUCUAAAGGUCGUCGAAAACGAGCCGCUGCGAAUGAAAAUGUGGAAACCUCAACCCAUGACAACCAUGACCAUUCCGUACCAUCCUCAGAACCCAAACCAUUACCUAAGUCUAGAACUAAGUUUGUCCCUAAAUCUAAACGAACUACUACUACCACUGUUACAACUCCACUACCAACCACACCGGUACCAACUGAUCCUCCCACACCAGAACCAACUCCAGAACCUAAAUCUGAACCUGAACCUACUGCAGAACCUACCUCUGAACCGGAGCCAACUUCUGAACCUACCUCUGAACCAAAUUCCAUCCCAGAACCAACUGCUGAGCCUAAAGCAGAACCAGAACCCACGCCUGAACCUAUAUCUGAACCCGAACCUACAGCGGAACCGACGGCUGAACCAGAGCCAGCUCCAGAACCUAAAUCAGAACCCGAACCUACUGCUGAACCUGAACCGAAAGAGCGUGUACCUAGUCCUAAAACAUUAUCAAAACUUAAAGCUAAGCCAAAACCUAGUCCUGAACCUAAAUCAGAGCCAGAACCUACUCCAGAACCAAAAUCGGAACCUGAGCCUUCUCCAGAACCAAAGUCGGAACCUGAGCCUUCUCCAGAACCAAAAUCAGAACCCGAGCCAACUCCAGAACCAAAAUCAGAACCCGAACCAACGCCAGAACCUAAAUCCAAACCCGAACCUUCGCCAGAACCUAAAUCAGAACCUGAGCCAUCUCCAGAACCGAAAUCAGAACCCGAAUCUAAAUCAAAACCUGAGCCAUCUCCAGAACCCAAAUCUGAGCCUGAGCCGUCCCCAGAGCCAAAAUCGGAACCCGAACCUAAGUCGGAACCAGAACCUUCCCCAGAACCUAAAUCGGAACCAGAACCUUCCCCUGAACCUAAAUCAGAACCUGAGCCUAGUCCUGAACCUAAAUCAGAACCUGAACCUAGUCCUGAACCUAAAUCAGAACCCGAACCCUCCCCAGAACCCAAAGCGGAACCAGAACGCGAGACUUUGCUAGUGAAAGGACUUAAAGAAGAAACAGGUUACUUCCCCGCUCACGAGUACGUGCCGGGCUACGACUUCAACCCCAUGGACUGCACGGAUAUAGUCAUCGGCACGGCGCGGGGCAACUACCACAGGGUUCUGGACUAUUACACUAGGGACAGGUCUACUCCCCGCGUGGACACGUUCUGGGGCGGCCACGACGACAUCACGGCGUCUUCCGGCUUUGAAGAAAAUGGCGUCACCACCAUCAUGUUCAGAAAGAAGCUGCAGGCUAAAGAGCCCACGGACCACUCGAUCGUCGACGACGCCAUGCACUUGAUCUGGGCACGUGGGCAAGAGCCCGGCAAAUACCGACACUCGCCGCCGUCAGGCAUCGAACAAGGCACUGCGGCCGUUAAGGAUUUCUACAGACAGGAUGAGUUGAAGUAUCACGGCCAUGGGGGGCAGAGGGGCGUUACUAAACUUAACUUCUUUGAAGAGACCAAAUCCGCGACACUGGGCGGCAUUCUCCCCCUCGCGAACAAAUGCGGCGGCUACUUUAAGCUACCGGCUGACUGUUCCCUCGCCAAUGGCACUUGCGAUUACCACGCCAGCUGGGAGUACCUCGGACAGAAGAGGGGGAAGGACUCUGUGAAGUUCACGAUUGUUACCAAGGAGAGCAAGCUCUGGACUGGCAUUGGGUUCAGCAACGACAAAAGAAUGUCCCAGACGGAUGCCAUCAUUGGUUGGGUGGACCCUCGCUCCUCCCGCCCCUUCAUCAUGGACACCUGGGUGUCCGGAUAUGCUGCUCCCAGGGUUGACACUCAGCAGGACAUCACCAAGGAGUUCGGCAGUCUCGUGGACGGAGUGACAACCCUCAGCUUCGUGAGGAAGCGGGACACUAAGGAUUCUAAGGACUUGGCGUUCACCGACAGCCAGUGCCUCUACAUGAUGUUUAUCCCCCACGGCGGCGGCUUCGACCCCGUCAACAAGCGGACAAGCAAGCACGCGCAGACUCCGAUCGUCUCCGAGAACAGAGUCUGCAUCAAACCGUGUGGACCGGAACCGGCCGAAGACGAAGUAACAACAGAAGCUAUCAUCCCCGGCCAAACAGCUUACACCAUGCUGAUCCGCAUCACUGGCUUAGCUGACAGCUUCAAGCCACCAGCUGAAGGGUCCCAGGAGUUCGCAGAACUGAAGAGACAGGUCGAGGACAGCCUUAUCCGAGAGGUCUCGAAGAAUAAGGGCUACCGGGGGCUGCAGCUGAAUGGAUUUAUGCAGAACGAAACCAAAGCCAUUAUAGCCGAGUUGACCUUGAAAUCGAUCGAAAGCAACUUUAUCGAGGGCUCUAGCGCUCGCUCGCUCGGCGCGGCGCCGCGCAACGAGAGCGACAAGGAGGGCGAUAGACAACGGUGGGAGCGGGCGGUUAGAGAAACGCUGGCGCUGGGGAAGGUUGGGAACCUUAACGUGGACCCGGAGUUCUUGGUGCUGGAGCCGCAGAGUCUACUAUCAACUCAGUCCAUCCCCGACGAAGACGAAAGCGGCAACGCUCGCUCGUUCUUCGGCCUCGCCGAGACCAAACUAUACGUCGUGGUUGGAUGUGUAGUAGCGCUUAUAUUAGUAGCGUUAUUACAAGCCGGAUGCACUUUGUAUAGAAGCAGCAGUGGGAAACGGAAAGAGCAACUGAUCCCGAACGCAGCCUGGAAGGACUAUUCCACGGCCAACACUAACUACGCAUUCGAGCCGUUUGAGAACGACGACAAAUACAACAGUACCACAUCUACCGCUCCGCUGAGAGAGAGGCCUACGUCUGCUCCUUUGAGGCCUACGAACCCACCUCCACCGAGGCCAGCAAGCAACAACAAAAUGGCGCCGAAUGGCAAGAAUGGUAAGAUGACGGCCAACGGCAACGGAAACAAGAUGGCUGUCAACGGAAACGGAAAUGGCAAGCCCAAGCACCCGAACAGCGCCGCGCAAUACUACCACGAGACGCGCUCGCUGCAGCGGCCUAGGCCGCCGCAACCACAAUAUGGGUAUUCGACGCGGCCCGACCGCGCGACGUACUCGCUGCCGCGCGGCCGCGACAUGUCGCAGCCGGACUUCUACUUCAUGCCGUCGCAGCGCAAGUACGAAGAUUUUUGACGGAGUUGACGGGCGAUAAUUUCUAGUUACCAAUAAUUAUUUUGCACCGAACAUUUUAUGUACAUUAGGACAUUCCCACUUUAUUUUAUUACUCCCAAACCAGAUCUAGUCUCGUGUCACAGUUUUAAAAUAAGUUAUUUUAUUCACCUCUUUACUCUUAAGAUGACAUAUUGUAAAUAAUUGCUGUAUAUUGCGAUAUAUCUAUAUAUAUACGGAGCAAGUGGCGGGUUCUUUAAAUAUAAUUAAUUUUAACGUGAAUGUACCUUCGAAGAAUAGUUAUAUUAAAAUAUUAUGUUUAUUAUAUUAUGUAGUACCUACAUGUAUGAACGUUGGAGGAAGACUUGACUAUUUCGCUGACUUUACCUUAGGACUUCGAUCAAAUCUUCUAAACAAUUAUCUGAAUCUAUAAUCAUUACCUAUUAAUUUUUUCUUCAAAAAUAUACAAAUUAUAAAAUUAAUCAGGUUAAAAAACCUAUAUAAAUGACUAGAAAUUAAAGUUAAGAUUGAAAUGUCAACUUAUAGGACACUCAAAAACAAUGGAAACGGGUUACUGUGUAACCUCUGUAUCUAUACAAUAUUACCCGUUGAAAGUAAAUGAAUGACUAUCAUUCAUUAAAUUAUGAUUAACAUUUUUGACGAAUAUUUUGUGAUUGUUUCAUUUUAAUUAAUUUUCUUGAAAUUCACAAAUUUAUUAAGCAUAGGUUAAAAGGUUCAAUUAUUAUUCAAAUUUGUACUUAAAAUAUCAAUAAGAGUUUUUUGAUAAGAUUAUUUUAUAAGUUUUGUACAUAUAGCGUUAAAAAUAAUAUUUUUUUUAAGAAUAAAUUAACUAAUAUAAAUGUAAACUAGAUAAGUACUUUUACAAAGAGAUUCUAGAUUAGUUAUCACAAAUAAAUUAAAAUUUGCUCACAUUUAUUACCGAAACUAUUAUUUGUGUAAUUAAUUAAUUGUUUACAAAAGCUUUAUUCACACAUUUAACCUAAUAAAAAGAACCUUACAUAUAUGAUGAAAUACUAUCACUGCGCUCGUAGUUCUAAACAACAAGAAAUUAUGUAUUUUCUAUAAUCUGUUUAUUUUUAAUAAAUAAAUAUUGCGGUUUUUUACUAUUAUGCCAUUAUCGAUUACACAACUAGGUACCCAUUUCAAAGAACAAAUUAAUGACAAUAAUGACUUUGACUAUGUAAAUCUUUAGGUUGAAUAACGUGUUAAAAGCAUUUUUGUUCACGAUGUUUAAAGAUAUACUGGACCUAAGAUUAUAACAUUGAAAUAAAUCCGUUGUCUAUAUAGAA